Anopheles stephensi (Asian malaria mosquito) is the source of this 2543-nucleotide messenger RNA. RefSeq names its product fibroin heavy chain-like. The record is from RefSeq and is a predicted model, not a curated record. Lineage: Eukaryota; Metazoa; Arthropoda; Insecta; Diptera; Culicidae. The transcript has 2 exons. Bases 605 to 1870 code for a protein of 421 amino acids.
AUGGGCGGGACUGAUUAAGCUUACUUAAGCAUUUUGCAAAAGAAGAGUUUCACAAAAACCCGAGACGAGACGGGAGCUACAAUAAAAAAUAUAUACAGCCACGCACCAAUAUUCUGCAAUCCAGUAAAAAAAAGGCCAACAGAAAAAAAAAAAUCACGCGCGGAGAGGACUUUCCGCACCGUCGGCAAUACACAUUAGCCAAAAGGGGAGCGACAUAUAGCGAGGCACAAAUUUAUUGCAACCCACCCCUGGGGCCCCCGGUGCCACCCAAUUUCUAACCAGAUUUUCAUGCUUUCCAUGGUCCACCAUUCUUUUGCCGUUUGCUGCAUCAAAUGAAGAAGAAUGAACAAAAAAAACAAAAAAACAGUAGAUUGCAUCGCUAAAAUUAUCUCCAGGACAACGCCUUUCGGUGAGCUUCCUAACAGUCCCCAAACCGGUAUAUAUAUAGCGACCGGGCGUCCUGUUCCUACAUCAGUCAAGUUCGAUCGUUUGCUACGAACAGGCCACUGGAAGGAAGUCUUUUAGCAGACAUUCUGACAAGUGUACUUAGUGAGUGCGCGUGAACCGUACUAUCCUUACAACAGACACACACACACAGCUUACAAUGCGCUUCUUUGUGGUUUUAACCGCCUGUUUGGCAGUUGCCUCGGCUGAUAUCGGGCUCAAGCUACGUCAAGCGGCAGGUGCCGGUGGAAGCAGCUACGAUGUUGGCCAACAGUCGGUGAGCGUCGAUUACGCACCGACCGUGUACCAGGACUCCGUUGUGGAUGGUGCUGCCUCGGCCGGUGCCCGUUCGUUCGGUGGUGCCGGUUUCGGUGGUGCCGGUUUCGGUGGUGCCGGUUUCGGUGGAGCCGGUGCCGGUUCGGUGGCCAGUGCCGGUGCUGGUGCCGGUGUGUUCGGUGGUAGCUUCGGUGGUGCCUCUAGCCGCUCGUCCGCUGGUGCUGGUGCCGAGUACGAUGCCGGAUACCAGGCAGGACUUCGUGCCGGUGCAGCUGCGUCCGCUGGCAGCAGUACGCGAUUCGGUUCGUCCGGCUCGUUCGCGGGAUCUUCGGCCGGUGCGUUCGGUGGCUCGUCGGGUGGCAGUUUCUCCAGCGGUUCUGCGUUCGGUUCGUCGUCCGGCGCUUCUAGCUCGGCCGCUGCAAAGACCCAGGUCCGCUAUGCGGCACCGGUGAUUCAGAAGAACUUCUACUACCAUGUCGCACCCGAGGAGCCCAAGUCGGCCGCCGAAGCCAACACGCUCACCAUCACGCCCCGCAAGCACUACAAGGUCAUCUUCAUCAAGGCUCCGACUGUCAGCGCCAAUGCCGGUGCGUCGGCCCAGGCUGCGAGCAGAACCGAGGAGAAGACGCUGGUCUACGUGCUGGUUAACAAGCCGGCUCAGGCUAAGGCUGGUUCGGUUGCCGACGCUAGCUCGUACGUGUCCGGCAAGCCGGAGGUCUUCUUCAUCAAGUACCAGGGCAAGGACGCUCAGGCCAUCUCUAACUCGUUCGCUGGUGCCGGAGCCGGUUCGUUCGGCGGUGCUGGUGCCGGAGCCGGUUCGUUCGGCGGUGCUGGAGCUGGCUCGUUUGCUGGUGCCUCGUCUGACGCUUUCGCUACCGGUGGUGCUGGAUUCGAUGGUGGUUUCGGUGCCGGUUCGGCCAGCUAUGCUGAUGCCGGUGCGUCUGCUGGUGUCGCCAACGAUUUUGUCGACUUCGGUGCACGCAGCGGUGUGGCUAGCAGCUCUGCUGGCAGCAGCGGUUACAAUGCUGGAUACACUGCCGGAUACACUGCCGCUGCCACCGGUGCCGGUGCCGCUGGAUUUGGUGUCACCCCGUCGUACGACAGUGUUGCCGUCGGUGCAAACGCCGGUGCCAGCAACAUCGCCUUCUAAGUGCCAACCGCGACGGAUGCCUUACACAACCGUUAACCUAUCCCAAAGCGUCUGUGUUCAGCUUCGGCCCCGGUGUUCACGGCCGGGCACGGGCGGAGCAGUUGCACAGCAGCAGUCUCAAGGAAAAACGAUUUCUUACGAUACCCCCGAUACGACGGAUUGGUCCCGGAACCGGUGUUUUUGUUUGUAAAACGCCAAGUGUAUAUUGGAAAGCAGUGCGAGAAAUGAUUCUACGAAACAUGAUCCAACUGUCGACCACCUCAUGUAACAAGUACCUUAAGGAGAUUUCCCUUCCUUUUUUGUUCUCUCCCUCUCUCCCUCUCUCUCUUUGUCCUCAGUUUUCUUCCCCAAACUGUUUAAACGCCAAGCAAAUAAGAUAGAUUUAUAUUUCCCUUUUUGGUAUGCCGUUAAGUGAAUCUGACAAGCUCGGACGUAACGAACGAAGGUACGCGUCUUGCGCAAGGAAGUGCAGGGAAGCGCAUGGACACGAGUGCCAAAAGGAACGGAUUAGUUUGUGCGCAUAGUAUUAAGAAGCCAGCAUACGUAUCAUAAGACAAGUGUAUCCAAACACACACGCACACACGUAUACAUACACAUAUACGUAGAUAUUUGGACACAAAUAUCCAUAACAAAACAAAUGAUAAUAAUAAACAACACGUAUUAUCUCGAAAAA